This is a messenger RNA of Tinamus guttatus (white-throated tinamou), 1416 nucleotides long. RefSeq names its product tripartite motif containing 39 (gene TRIM39). Lineage: Eukaryota; Metazoa; Chordata; Aves; Tinamiformes; Tinamidae. The record is from RefSeq and is a predicted model, not a curated record. Gene Ontology annotation, molecular function: zinc ion binding; protein binding.
AUGGCUUCCCUGAGUCAUCUGGAGGUCCUUAACAUAGAUACCACUUGUGCCAUUUGUCUUGACCACCUGCAGGACCCUGUUAUGAUUCCUUGUGGCCACAGCUUUUGUAGAGUCUGUAUCACCCAAUACUGGAAGCCAGUGACUAAAGACUUUAGCUGCCCAACGUGUCGGCAUGUUUGUGUUCAACAAAUCAUGUACCCCAACCGGCAGCUGGCCAGCAUAGUAGAGACAGCCAGGCAGUUGCCUUUUGUCAAGGAAAAGAUGCAGAAUGAGAAGAUCUGCUACAAGCAUCAUGAGGUCAUCAAUCUCUUCUGCAAGGAGGACCAGGAAGCCAUGUGUGUUGUGUGUGCAGUCUCCCAUGGCCAUCUCUAUCAUACAGUAGGGCCCCUAGAUGAAGUCCUCAAAAACUACAAGGAGAAGCUACAAUCUUGCUUGGAGGACCUGGGCAGGAAAGCAAAGGAUUUGAAAGAGCAUAUGUCCAUGGAGGAGAAGAAGCCCAAGGAGUUGAGAGAGUUAGUGCGCAAUUGUCAUAAGCGCAUCACCUGUGACUUUGAAGAACUACGGUCCUUCCUGGAGCAAGAGAAAGACCAGCAGUUGCAUUGCCUGAGAGCAGAAGAGACCGAGAUCUUGGGGAGGCUGAAGACCACCAGAGCGCAUCUCUCAGAGCAGUGCUGCUCUCUCAACACCCUCAUAGUGGACAUGGAGAGAUGCCUGGAGUCCAGAGCAGGAGUGCUCAAGGACAUGCAAAGUGUCUUGCAGAGGUAUGAAACUUUUAAGAAUCUGGAGUUGCCUUCUGUCUCUGUUGAACUGAAGAGGUCAAUGGCCUAUUUCCCUAGGCCAUUAUUUCACCUUAAGAAAAUGCUGAAGAAGUACACAGGAGAUGUGACUCUGGACCCUCAGACAGCUCAUCCCAAUUUGGUACUCUCGGAGAAUCUGAAGAGUGUUUAUUUCAUUGACAUCCCCCAGGAGCUGCCACACAGUUCUCGGCGUUUCACUACAUACCCCUGUGUGCUGGGAUCAUCUUCCUACUCUUCUGGCCGCCACUAUUGGGAGGUUGAAGUAGGGAACAAAACCCACUGGGCUCUGGGUGUUUGUUAUGAGUCUGCUAGUUCCAAUGUACAAGACCCCAAGCAGGAGUUGGGCUAUUGGAGGGUGCGUCUAUGGAAUGAACAAUAUGUGGCCAUGACCACCCCCUUUACCCCACUGCUGCUUAAUGUUAAACCAAAGCGUGUUGGAAUCUUUCUUGACUAUGAAGCUGGAAAAGUCUCCUUUUAUAACAUGACUAACCGUUCUCAUAUCUACACUUUUGAUGUCAUCUUUGCUGAGGCAGUCUGUCCCCUCUUCUAUCCAGGUGUAUGCAUAGGUGAUAUUAAUGCCGACCCACUGAGUAUAUGUGAACCCUCAGACUGGUACUAA